AUGGCGUCCACAGAAAGCUUUGGCUGGUAUGGCCUCGGGUCUAUGGGCAUUGGCAUGGCCCUGAACCUUCAAAAGCACCUCGCCGCCAAGGGCAUGCCUCCACUGCGAUAUAGCAAUCGCACAAUGUCGCGCGGCCAGGCUCUCAAACAGGCCGGUGCCAUUCCUGAAGAGAGCUUGGAGGAAGUUAUUGCAAAGUCGACCGUCAUCUUCACAAUGAUCUCAAACGACGAAGUGUUGGACGGCCUUGUAACAAAAGCCCUGGAGGCCGGAAUCCCGCUUGAAGGCAAGGUCUGGAUUGACACCUCGACUGUUCACCCCGACACAUGUGCAAAGUGCUCAGAGCGCCUUGGCGAGAAAGGCGCAACCUUCGUUGCCUCUCCCGUGUUCGGUGCCAGCCCCAUGGCAGCCGCUGGUAAGCUUAUAUUCUCCAUGGCCGGCCCAGCCGCUACUAUUGACAGACUCGGCCCCUUCAUUCUGGCUGGGAUGGGCCGGAGCAUCAUCAACAUGGGCGAGGACGUCCGUAAGGCCAGUCUGCUCAAGAUCUCAGGAAACAUCUUUGUCAUUGGACUUCAGGAGCUAAUCGCCGAGGCACAAGUCUUUGCCGAGAAGACAGGCCUUGGGACCGCCCAGAUGGAGGAGUUCAUAGGUAGCAUGUAUGGGCCAGUUCUGGAGAGCUACUCGAAACGCAUGACCACCGGCGCCUACGCACCGCCCCUCGACACCCAGCCAGGCUUCGCCGCUGCCCUAGCGUCCAAGGAUGCCAGCCACGCCAUAUCCAUCGCCAAGGCUCACGGCACCCGAAUUCCUACCCUCGAGACGGCGCUUUCCAGGCUGACGACUGCGCGCGAGUAUGCGGGUGAGUCACUGGAUAGCUCGUCGGUGUAUGGAAUUGCACGGAUGGAAGCGGGGCUGCCUUUCUGGAGUGAGAAUAGCAGGCAGGGUAAUUAG
Diaporthe amygdali is the source of this 948-nucleotide messenger RNA. RefSeq lists its product as uncharacterized. Gene Ontology annotation, molecular function: NADP binding; oxidoreductase activity, acting on the CH-OH group of donors, NAD or NADP as acceptor; NAD binding. Lineage: Eukaryota; Fungi; Ascomycota; Sordariomycetes; Diaporthales; Diaporthaceae. The record is from RefSeq and is a predicted model, not a curated record. The coding region runs from base 1 to 948 and encodes 315 amino acids. The transcript has 4 exons.